Molecule: messenger RNA, 738 nt
Organism: Rotaria sordida
Lineage: Eukaryota; Metazoa; Rotifera; Eurotatoria; Philodinida; Philodinidae
Source: the annotation of a GenBank genome assembly
AUGGCUCGCUAUGAAAGAUUUGAUAAUGAUGCACCAGCAUCAAAAUUAACUGUUGUUACAAGAUCAGAUCUUCCAAAAGAUUCAGAACAUAAUGAAAAAAUCGAUUUAUUUGUACCAACAAAUCAAUUAUUAUCAGCCGAAGAAGAAACAACAACUCGUCAUGCACUUAUUACAUUAAAUAUUAUUUCAAUUGUGGUUAGUACAGUUUGUGGUUUAAUAACAUUUUUCUUAGCUGUAGAAGAACAAUCAGCAUCAGCACUUGGUUUUGCUGUUGAUACAAUACUUGAUGUAUUAGCAUUUGUAACUAUUAUAUGGCGUUUUACAAGUACACAUGACCAAGUUAAAAGAGAAAUUUAUGUAUUAAGAAUUUUAGCAGUACUAUUUGUUCUUUCUGGUCUUGGUGUAUUCAUUGAUUCAGUAGUUGACAUUCGUCAUAAAAUUCAUCCAAUACCUAAUCAUUAUUUAGUUGUUGCUGUUGCUAUUCAAACAAUAAUAUUCCUUUGUUUAGCAUUUGGUAAAUAUUCAGUAGCAAAAAAAUUAAAUGUUAUUUCAGCAUAUUCGGAUGCAUUUAAUACUUUAAUAUCAGGUUUAAUGGCAUUAUCUGUAGUGAUUAGUGUAACAAUUUAUAAUUCAAAUCAAAGUGUUUGGUAUUUUGAUCCAAUUGUAGGAAUGUUUAUAUCUGUAACAAUAAUGAUCUAUGGUUUUUGGAUGGUUUUUAAAUCAUUUCGAGGCAUAUAA